Molecule: messenger RNA, 1823 nt
Organism: Ciona intestinalis (vase tunicate)
Lineage: Eukaryota; Metazoa; Chordata; Ascidiacea; Phlebobranchia; Cionidae
Product: caspase activity and apoptosis inhibitor 1
Biological process (GO): regulation of apoptotic process
Source: RefSeq, a predicted model, not a curated record
UCGUGCUUGUGUAAUGAAUUCAAACCUUCCGCCAAAUACUGCGAAACUGCAACUUGCGAACAGUUCUCAGGUCAACGUGUCAGAUAUUACCACCGUUGUCAACCAAAUAUUAAAGGGCAGCAACAGUGCAGUUAUCUUGGGUAAAGCACAACAGAACCUUGUGACCUCUGAAACCAAUAUAAACAGCAGUGUACAAACCUUUCACAAAUUAUCUGCUCUGGUUACACAUCUGAACUACCAGCAAGAAGCUAUUACAAAGAGCAUCAAGCAAACAGAGUUGGUAACAGCUCAACUCGGUGGGAUUACUCAUUUGUUAGGCAACAGUAAUUCUAAUUGAUAUGGUGCAGUGGUCCCGCACAGCAGUAUUGCAACUUUAUAGAACAUUACUGCAGCGAUCUCAUACACUUAAAUACACUGACAAAAAUCAUUACAAAGGAGUUAUUCGGGCAGAGUUUGAAAAGUACAAAACUCUCACGGAUCAAGAAGAGAAGCAACACCAACUUGACAAAGGCAAUUUUUACUUAAAAAACGAGCGAGGAGAGUUGGUUUAAAAUCACUGUUACAAACAAUGUCAGCUUAUAGACAGGCAAUGUUGUCUGUUGCUCCUGAAAGACUUGAACAAUUUUCAUUGGCAAUGAAACAAAAUAUUGGAGAGAAAUCAAGAAAAAAAGAGAGAAAGGAUUCUGAUCGAUCUGAGAGAAGUAGGAAGCGAAAAAAAUCUUCUCCUCCAUCUUCAAAACAUAAAAAGAAAUCGGAACAAUCGAGCAAAUCCAAGAAACGACCAACAAGUGAAAAAGAGAGAGAUAAAAGCAAGAAAAAACGGAGCAAAGAGAAAAAGAAGAAAGAGAAAAGUGAAGAUGAAGAAGAACCACUAACUGGUGACUCUGAUAUUGAAGAUAAUGGUCUAGAUUUGCAAAAUGUUCUUCACCCUCUUGCUUACCAUGUAAAAGACAGAAAAGCAUUAAUGGCUCAGGUUUUUAAAAUAGUCAAUGUUCCGAAGUUCACAGCAAUGUUGCCGGAUAUAUUAAAGGAUAUUCCCAUUAACGAGUUACAAAAGCUUUGCUACAAUAAUCUUGAGGUUAUGUCCACAAAACGCAUCCUGUGUGUAUUAUCAGGAGAUUAGAUGCAUUCCUCAUCUGGUACAGAAUCCAGUGAAGAUGAAAGGGAGGCAGAAGCUCAACCAAAACUUGAAACUAAAUCAAAAGAAUCCAUUGUGCAGACAAACUUUAUUGAUUCCACAACAUCUUCUGGAUGUGAAGUUCUCUCAUUGCUUGCUGAUGGAUCAAAACGAGGUCAAUCUCCUCCCGAUCUUCUUGUUUCAACUUCUGCUCGCUCGCAUGCGAUAAGGGAGGAUUCUUCAAGCUCUGAAGAAUCAACCACUGUUGAUGAAGAAGUGAAAUUUGAGAAAAUUGUUACUGCAUCAAGUUCUGCUCCAAUCCCUCCAGCAGAAGAUGAACUUGAAACUGUGGAGGAUAUUGUUGAAAUUGAAGAGGAAGAAACAGAGUAUCAGGACAUGGUUGAUGCAUUGCUGGAGGAAGGUCUUCCACAACAGAAUGCCCAGGAAGAGGUGGUGCAGGAAGAAAAACAACUUUCGCAACUUGAGAUACUUGAACUACAACUACGUGCACGCGCAAUUAAAUCGUUAAUGCGGAAUGUACAGUCAAGCACAGACUAAUUGAACUACAAUCAUGAAUAUUUGUUUUUAACGUAAUUUUACCACAGUGUAUUGCUUGUCAUUGUGUAUUAUAACAGUUGAUUUUCAAAGCAAUUUCACUGCGAACAGUUCUAAUGUGAAAAUAAAAGUUUUUCAGAAUUUGCUUUAA